GGUGUGUGCAAAAAACAGCACCAUAUGGUGUUUAGUUGGGUAUGAUUUGCAUUAGAAAAGUUUGGUUGGCUUGGCUAUCAUGCAAUAGUACAUUGAUUUCAACUUCUCCUAUUUCGCCUUGGCCUGGACGCGCUAAAACUGUUGGACAUUCAAGACAGGCAUGGAUUCACACCGUCUAAAAAUAGCAUUGCAAAACACGAAUUCAUACUGUAGAGUGUAGGCUGAAAACUGCAUCGGUAGCUUCUGUAUUGUUAUUAUUCGCGUAGCUUGAAGCAAAUUAAUAGGUAAUAAACUCCGAUUAAUUGAUAGAGAUCAUACAUAAACUUCAAUCCGUCUUUAUCGGAACAGUUAUCAAUUGGAAAUGUCAAACCAACUCUGAUUAAGCGGAAAUCAGAACUUGCCAGAAGAAGGUAGAACAAGUAUUGAUUAACAAUGGCGAAGUUAACAACAUAGCAACCUAUUGGAAAUUAGUUCACUUCGUUUCAUGGAAGAAGAAACUCGUGGGGAGUAAAACAAAAAGAAAAGAAAAAAAAGGUGUAUUUCAUUCUAUUCAUUUGCUGGCAAGAGUUCUGGAAGAAAAAUGAUACAACAGUUAUUAUCGUCACUCCUGGUCUUUGUUCUUCGUGUGCCACAUUGUCAUGGGGGCUGUGCGGAGGUGGACUCCAUGACCGAGGCCGUGGCCGGGGAGAGCUUCCUCAUGGGCUGCAUCUCCUGUAAGAGGAGAGAGGAGGUCCAGGCCCAUGCCACGGUUGACUGGCACUUCAGAGCUACAGGAGAGGAGGAGUACAUCCACAUCUUUCACUAUGACCACCCACACCCCAACACCCUCCAUGAGGACUUUAAUGACCGGCUAGAGUGGCAAGGAACAAUGGGGAGUAAGGAUGUACAGAUAGGAGCCGUCUUCAUUCACAACGUCACAUUUAACGACACAGGCACCUACCGCUGCACCUUCCAGCGCACCCUCUUCCUCCCAUUGGAUAAUGAAUAUAUCACCGUGGAAAAGGAGGUGGAGCUUACUGUGGUGGCGGAAGCCAAUCGGGAGCUGUUGUCGGUGGUGUCAGAGAUCAUGAUGUACGUGCUGAUCGUGGUGCUGCAGCUGUGGAUGAUCGUGGUGCUGAUCCACUGCUACAAAAAGAUCUGGGCUGAACACGAGGCGCGGGACGCCCGCAAAGCCCUGAGGGCCCAAAAACGGGCCCUAAUAAACCAACCUUUGGACUCAAAGGACAAUUGUGAUGGAGUGCUUCUGGAGUGACUUGUUGUUACGGUAAACAUCAAAGGUGGAGAACUCUGUCACAAGCAACUGUUACCACUACACUACAAGGCUAUUACAUCUUAGAAAUAUAAUUGGAAUGUCUUAGCAUAGUGUGUAACACAUUUUACAAUGUUCUUGAUUUACUGUAUGAGGUAGUUGCAGCUGGUGUGAGUGGUGAUUAGAUUGACAGGUGGUGCCGAAUAGCCUUUAGCUUGUCAACACAACAGAGAAUGUCAUCAUGUGAUAGAUCAGCAGUUCGGACAAAGCUCUGAUUACAGAUGGUUCCACCUGAGCUACAUAGAACUCUUUGGCAGGAACAACCGUGCAUCUGCAACCAUCUUAUUAUUUGACAUGAUCAACCUAUACUUUGGCUUGCCUAAGCAUGUCAUGUUUUAGGAAUGUAAUGAAUGUUGAGUUGCAGGUUGAAGUGUUGUGUUAACGUCUAGACCUGCAACUGUAUAUUUCUUUCGUAGUGUUUGUAGGCAGAAUUGUAACUGUCAUAUAUGGAGCAAGUCAAAAUAAAAUAAAAUUUGCUCACACACUCGGGCUUGUGUAUGAAGGAUG
This is a messenger RNA of Coregonus clupeaformis (lake whitefish), 1816 nucleotides long. Its product is annotated as sodium channel subunit beta-1-like. Bases 581 to 1252 code for a protein of 223 amino acids. NCBI's taxonomy places the organism in Eukaryota, Metazoa, Chordata, Actinopteri, Salmoniformes, Salmonidae. Gene Ontology annotation, cellular component: voltage-gated sodium channel complex. The record is from RefSeq and is a predicted model, not a curated record. Gene Ontology annotation, biological process: sodium ion transport; cardiac muscle cell action potential involved in contraction; regulation of heart rate by cardiac conduction. The transcript is spliced from 6 exons. Gene Ontology annotation, molecular function: sodium channel regulator activity.